Ceratotherium simum simum (southern white rhinoceros) is the source of this 764-nucleotide messenger RNA. NCBI's taxonomy places the organism in Eukaryota, Metazoa, Chordata, Mammalia, Perissodactyla, Rhinocerotidae. The record is from RefSeq and is a predicted model, not a curated record.
ACUGCUCCGGUUGUCCCGACUGCGGCCGCGGAGCCCUGGUGCCUGCCCCGGGAACUGCCUGGGCUUUUCCGUUGUUGGCGUCUGGCUGCAGGAGCUAUAUACUGAAGACAAUGUCUGGAAGCUUCUACUUUGUAAUUGUUGGCCACCACGAUAAUCCAGUUUUUGAAAUGGAGUUUUUGCCAGCUGGAAAAGCAGAAUCCAAAGACGACCAUCGUCAUCUGAACCAGUUCAUAGCUCACGCUGCCCUCGACCUCGUAGAUGAGAAUAUGUGGCUGUCGAACAACAUGUACUUGAAAACUGUGGACAAGUUCAAUGAGUGGUUUGUUUCAGCAUUUGUUACUGCAGGUCAUAUGAGAUUUAUUAUGCUUCAUGACAUAAGGCAAGAAGAUGGAAUAAAGAACUUCUUUACUGAUGUCUAUGACUUAUAUAUAAAGUUUGCAAUGAAUCCAUUUUAUGAACCCAAUUCUCCUAUUCGAUCAAGCGCAUUUGACAGAAAAGUUCAGUUUCUUGGGAAGAAGCACCUUUUAAGCUGAAUGCAGAAAAAUUCAGAAACAAACAAUGUCACUACAAUGGGGUAUACUCAGGAAUGUGUACAUUGUAAGUAAGUUGAUUAAAUAGCCUGGAAAAGUUUUACUUGUAGUCUCAAUUUAUCUAAACCUAAUGAAAUUCCUUUUAUAUUUAAAAAUAGUACACUCAGUUUCUUAUGAUUACCAACAGAUCAAUAUUUGCUUAUAAACAGUGUUAUUUAUAAAGAGCUCUUUAUU